GCAACGGAACAAUGCUACAUGACCACUGCAAACAGGAGCUCCAGGCCGCCUCCAAUGGUGCCGACGCCGACUGCCCCCCCUCGCCUCCCCGCACGGCACCGCCCACCACCAAGUCAGCCCAUUUCUUUGACAUGAUGGACAAGAUGGAGGUAAGUGGAAUUUUAGUCAUGUGACACGAUUUCCUGGCUCUUUGUUGUUAGGCAGAAUUUUUGGAGCACAAUCAUGUCCACAAUUGAUUCUUUAUUGAAUAUAAACUCGACAGAUCGCUGAACAGUAAUUCUCCCCAUUCAUUGUUUGCUGUUCACAAAUUCACCUAUUGUUUUUUUUUUUUAAUGUAUCCUGUUAUUUACUGGAAAACUACCCUAUCAGCAUUUUUUGUGUUGUUGUUUUUGUUUUUGUUUUUUUUGUAACACUCUAAGAUAUGGUGCCAAAGCCCUGUGUAAAUAGGAAUUGGUAUCAAGGAAGUACGUUGAAUUGGUACGUCUCAACUUAGAGACAAGCUUUGUAUGUCAGUUAGGGGCUAAGUUUAGCCUGGGUUGUUACUGAAAGAUAGGGAGAGUCUUUGCCACAUUUGCAUGUACACAUGCAUUUUUUCCAAAAUCAAAUAAUCUUUAAACCAUUUGAUUUUAAGAGUGAUGUUGUUAAAUGAAUUUAAAAUUAUUUUGAAGUCUUUUAGAAUCCUAGUUUGCGAUAUAUUCACGUUUAAAAAUAAUUAAUAUAGGCAAUUGUAAACUACUGGGGGGCAUCAAUUACUGGCGUUCUUUGUUAUUCUUGUGGCAUUUUGGUACCAAGGAACUAUGUUGAAAUGAGUUGAAUAGGUUCAUUUAUACAAGAGUAGUACUUUGCCACCAUCUUGUGGCAUAUAAAGACAAUUAUAAACAUUUUGUGGGGGCACUUUUGUUGUGGCAUCUUGGUACCAAGGAACUAUGUUGAAGUGAGUUGAAGAGUUUAAUUUCAGCAAAAGCUUUGCUGUCAUCUUGUGGCAUAUGAAGACAAUUACAAAUGAUUUUAUGGGGGUAUCAAUUACUUGCCAUUUUUCACUUUUCUUGUGGCGUCUUGGUGCCAAGAAAGUAUGUGGAAGUGAGUUGAAGAGUUUCAUUUCAACAAAAGUAGUGCUUUGCCACCAUCCUUUGGCAUAUAUAGACAAUUUAAAUUUUUUUUAGGGGGGUAUUAAUUACUCGGAGUGUUUCACUGUUUGCGGGAGAGCUCGAUGACUUUACUUUUCCAAUCCCAUGAGAGAAAUAAUUUCCAACACAUCCCACACUUUAAUAAAAUAUACGGUAGAUCAAAUGUGAUCUUAAGGACCAAUAAGCAAUAAUGUCAUGGCAUCGUCUUUAAGCACGUACUUAAGUGUUCAAUCAUAUUGCUCUAAAUUCGAACUGGGCUUAUUUCUAUAUAAACCAUAUGCCUCAAUAUAUUAAUUUGUUUGGGCCUUUGGCUUAGUGACAAAAUAUUUUAACACACACAUACACACACUUUGUAGUGGAUAAAUAUGUCACCCUUUGCCGUUUUCGGUGAAUAGUCUACCAUGGCCAAACAAAAAACAGUGUCAGUUUUUAUUUUUUAAUUCUAAUUAGCUCACCAUUGUAAAAAAAAAAAAAAAGAAAGAAAGCGAUAAACAGCAGCAAGAUUUGACUAAAAAAAGCUGUCGUCUGUGAUGCAGCAGGUUCCGGAAGCUGCUGAGAUGAAGGCCGUCCCUCCGAGGCGGAAGGAUGACUACAUCCCUUAUCCAAGGAUUGAGGAGGUAUUGGAGAAGGGAGGGCCGUACCCCCAGGUCAUCCUCCCCCAGUUUGGAGGUUACUGGAUCGAGGAACCUCCCCCCCCUGCGCCUCCUCCCGUCACCCAGGAGGCCAGCGGGGUUGAAGAACGAGGAGGAGGAGGAAGAGAGGCCCAGGAUAAUGCAGACUGUGGAUAUCGCCUGGAGGAGACCAACGAGACUGCUCGGGCGUACAGGAAGUACUUCUUGGGCAAGGAGCAUUUAAACUUCUUUUGCCCAUCCAGCAGUGUAGGAAAUGUGCUGUUGUCUGUAAGGCAUGAAGAGGUGAAUCAGCAGGAACACAUCCACGUCAUCAUCAGGUCCCGAGUGAAGACAAUCUAUCAGCGACUGUCAGUGACGGAACUGCCUGAUAUUCCAAGUGUACAAGAGCUGGCAAAGCUGCUGUGUGACGACGCAGCCGGUCUCCGUUUCAGUCCCGUCCUCUACCCGAAGGCAUCUCAGCUGAUUGUCAACUACGACGAGCAUGAAGUGAACAGCACGUUCAAGUUUGGAGUCAUUUUUCAGCACUUUGGCCAGGUAUCCGAGGAGGAGCUGUUCAGGAACAAUGAGGAAACGCCGGCGUUCCAAGAGUUCCUGCAGCUGCUUGGCGACACUGUGGAGCUGCAGGACUUUAAAGGGUUUCGGGGAGGUCUGGACGUGUCCCAUGGCCAGACUGGUUCUCAAUCUGUAUACACGGUCCAUAGACAGCAGGAAAUAAUGUUCCACGUCUCAACCAAGCUGCCCUUCACUGAGGGAGACACCCAGCAGCUCCAAAGGAAGCGUCACAUAGGGAACGACAUCGUAGCCGUGGUGUUCCAGGAGGAGGCCACCCCCUUUGUACCAGAUAUGAUCGCCUCCAACUUUUUACACGCCUUUGUUCUAGUGCAGGUGGAGGAUCCCUGCUCGGAGAGCACCAUCUACAAGGUGUCUGUUACAGCGCGAGAGGACGUACCGCCGUUUGGCCCGCCUCUUCCAAAUCCAGCUGUUUUUAAGAAGGGUCCAGAGUUUCGGGAGUUUCUCCUCACUAAGAUCAUCAAUGCAGAGCUGGCCUGUUACAAGAGCAUCCGCUUUGCCCGACUGGAGGAGCGGACCAGGGCUGCCCUGCUGGACACCCUCCAGGACGAGUUGCAGAGUGGCUCCCAGAGAAUGCUGGGAUUGACGUCGACUCUCGAUGAGGAGCCGCGGGCUGAAAAUGGACAUGCUCAUGGAGGUCUGCUCGAAUCCAUCAAGAGGGCCAUGCGAGGACGAAGCGUCUCCAUGGAGACAAUGUCAAGGGGUGGCGGGGGGCUGCCCACCAGUUUGAGUGGUGGGGGAUUGGCACAUAUCAGUGCUGAGUGUAAUGUAAAAUCUCCAGUGAAACGACGAUCGGGUCUCUUCCCUCGAUUGUUGAGUAUUGACAGCCAAACAGAGAAGCACAGCCAGAGAAGUUUCCUUGGUGACCAGAGGAGCUUUGACAGUUCCCAGCCGAUGUUGGAGGUGAAGUCAGAGUUGCCAUCCAAUCCUGGCUCUCCGGAGGUGGGGCAACGAGACAGAAUUUGCAUGAAGAAGGACAGCAGUAAAAUUUCCAGAUCCACUUCCAGCACGUGCAGCUUCAGUCUCCCUGCAGAUGAUACGCACCUGCUUGUCCCUGCUGUGACACGAGAGAGUCAAGGUUCAAGUCCGCUCACCGUCUGUCGAAGCCCCACAGAAACGAAAAACAAAAACUCCCCACGAUCCAACCUCAAGUUUCGUUUCGACAAGUUGAGUCACUCUGCCGCACUGGGACACUAGACUGCAAAGACAAGGAAAAGUUGUCAGAGUCUCGAGUGUGUUCAUCUGCCAGAACACCAGCCGGUGUCACUGAUGAGGAUGAAGAGUCAGCACCGAGACUUGUGCAACGUGGCUUCCGUCAUUCCCAACUGGUCUCUCCAUGACUUAUGAUUAUGAUCGGUUCGCACAUUGUAAUUCCGCCCCAUGAGAAUGGCGAAUGAAUGUGUCAGUUAAGUGAAAAUAACUCCAAUGAUGUCACAGCGCCACCAGCGAUUUAGCAACACUGGCUGGAAGGCGAGUAACUGUUUACCAAGGGGAGAGGCUCAUGCAAGGACACCAUCCAACUGAAUCAUGGGAAAUGUAGAAGAUUUUGAUGCCAAGAUGAGCUAAUUCCAUCUUUUUGCUCUUCGUUAAGGUCUUUCCCAUUUGGUUUUCAAAUAAAUCUUACAGUAUUCCCCAAUUUCUGCAGUGUCAGCACCUUAGAAUCUGAUGUGAUCAGUUUAAGUGAAAAGUCUGUUCUAACACUUAAAUCGGCGAGAGCAGUAAAACUGCCAUAGAUGUACUCUAUGCAUUCAAUUAAAUAAUCAGGGAUACAACCGAAUGAGGGUGUACACUGAAAAAUGUAUUUUUGUGUGGAAUAUAAUUGACUAAAAAUGAUAUGCAGCACUUUCCCCUGCAAUAAUAUUCCAUAUUUUUGUCACUCAUAAAUGAAAUAUACAGUAAUUCCUGGAACAAGAGUUGUAAUCACACAUUUUAACAAAAUACAUUUCCACACCUACCUAGAGUUACAUAGUUACAUUCAACAUGUAUCCAUUUAUUUUGAAUUGGCUUGUUUGACACUUUGUUGCACCUUGUGCAAGUUGAACUACCAUUUGAAGCAAAAACCCAAAAAGUGAUAGAAAAUGUCGCACUACAAGAACGAGUCUGAUUAUUUUCAAAGGUGUACAGUAUAUACCAGGGCUUCUCAAACUUUUUGGGUCCAGGGAUCCCUUACAGGGGAUUAAUUUUUUCCCGCCAAGAACCCCCACAUAAUGCUGACUCAAAUGAAAUUCAACAAACGUGCAUCCCUAAAUGCCAUAAGGAACAUUUCAACCUCAAUAUUCAUAAGACGUUUAAAAGAAAGGAAUUUAACCAAAUUAGAUUGAAUUCAAUUCCCUGUGUUUAGGUAUGACAAGAACGGAGCCUGGUGGAAGUCACUCAAAGAGUCAAUCACGUUGAAAAUUGCCAAAGACAUGCUACCCAUUUAUAGAUUGCAAAAGCAGUGACUGACGCAACAUUUGACCCGAGGUAUGUGCUGCCAUGCCGCAAAUACUUUUCCGAGCUCGUCUUGCUUCACCUGUAAAACUCUACAUAAGAAAAUAGUGUGAGAGAGCUAAAUAAAGUGCACACAUACAGGGAUUACAAUCAUAUCGGAGCUUUUAAUUGGUAGGAAGUGGUAAUUGUUUAGGAUAUUUGUUUUAUUGGCAUACCAGUCCCCAUAGGUAGAGGUAUCCACGUCUUAAAAUGACACGACAUAAAUGUAUUGCUAAAUACUUUUUGGGGUACCCUGACCACACAGCAUGGAGAACAGAGUACCCCAGUUUGACAACCACUGAUUUAAACAUAAACAUUUUACAAAACUGCACUGUUUUUGCACUGAAAGCACAACAUUCCUUAUAUAUUACUUUCCUGCAUCCUCGCCCAUGCAUUCCUGUGUAUCAAGAGGAUGAUCAAAUGUAGCAUGUUUGUUUCUGUCCCGUGUCCCUUCAAGCUGAUCGAGAUUAUCAUUUGUGUUUCUUUCAAGGAAAAUCUUCGUUUGUUUCCAUGAAUCCGAAAUGCACUGUAAAAAGUAAAAUGUAAAAUAGCUACACUUCAAGGCAAAAACCUUCAAUAAAGUUCCUUUGAAAUGUG
This is a messenger RNA of Phyllopteryx taeniolatus (common seadragon), 5395 nucleotides long. Its product is annotated as rap1 GTPase-activating protein 2-like. Gene Ontology annotation, molecular function: GTPase activator activity. NCBI's taxonomy places the organism in Eukaryota, Metazoa, Chordata, Actinopteri, Syngnathiformes, Syngnathidae. The record is from RefSeq and is a predicted model, not a curated record. The coding region runs from base 1658 to 3526 and encodes 622 amino acids. The transcript is spliced from 23 exons. Gene Ontology annotation, cellular component: plasma membrane; cytoplasm. Gene Ontology annotation, biological process: regulation of small GTPase mediated signal transduction; activation of GTPase activity.